Molecule: messenger RNA, 6305 nt
Organism: Epinephelus moara (kelp grouper)
Lineage: Eukaryota; Metazoa; Chordata; Actinopteri; Perciformes; Serranidae
Gene: chs1
Product: chitin synthase 1
Exons: 35
Coding region: 1-4563 (1520 amino acids)
Cellular component (GO): cell periphery; cell septum
Molecular function (GO): chitin synthase activity
Source: RefSeq, a predicted model, not a curated record
AUGUCUGUCACGCACGCGGAGCAGCCCUGGACACCACGACGAGACCGCGGGACCGCUGUGUUUCCCGUUCACGCACGAGGAUUGAUCCAAUGUAUUAUUUACGACCGAAACUUCAGCAACUUAUCCACUGGAUAUGGCUCCCGGUGUGAGGAGUGGGCGGACAGGUCACCCCAAAGUGGUGGGAGCCGGCGGAGCGGAGCCCGGUGGGUGCUCGCCGCGGAGGACCGAUGCCGGAGGAGAGGGGAGGUGUUUGAGGACCAGGUGGCGAGUCGGAGCAGCGGGGAUGCUUGCGAACUGUCUGCUGUCUGUGGGGACGCUUUUACUUCUUGUCCGGUGCGCUUUGGCCGCAGAGGGGAUACAUGGGAUCCAUUCCAGCUGAAUCCACCAGGAGCUGAGAAGGAAACUAAGAGAAGAUGUUUCCAACUGGCUCAGUCCCUGGUGGCUGUUAUUGUGGGAUUGGCGGUCUUGACCAGUGCCGUUAUCGCCAAGGGCUCCCUCUUGGUGUUGUCAACAUUGUCCAGUCCAUCCUCCAUGCGCAGCCCAAAGGAAAAACAGUUCUACAUGCUGAUGUUGGUUUUCUGCCUGGUCUGCCCCAACUUCCUGGUGUUUCUGAAAUCACUAUGGAGGUGUGCCUUCAAGAGCUUUGUAAAACCCAACAUGAAGACCAUGUCAAUGAUUUGUGCCAUUGAGUGUCUGGUGUCUCUUGGAACUUCAAUCCUGGUGCUAAUUGUUAUGCCUCAGUUUGAUGUGUUGACUAAUCUCUUCAUCAGCGGAGGAGUCUGUAUUGUGUCUGCCAUUCUGCAGAUAGUAUACAGACUACAGAAAAAAAACUGGAAAAUCCUGUUCCCAAUCUGCUCCCUCAUUCUCACAGUUGCUGGUUACUGCCUCCUGGGGGUUGACUACUAUGUUCGUGUAACAACAUUUGUAGAUCGACAGAGCAGCGACUGCUUUAUCUAUGUUGGAAUUGGAAUUUUUUCUUCACUCCUCAUCUCCCUCUGCUGGUGGGAAAAUUCAAUGCAAGCAACAAAUCGCAUGCAGGAAACACUGUUAGAAUUGGACGGUUUCAGGGACUUUGUGUUUGUCAUCAGCAGUAUUCUGAGGAUAAUAGUGAUAGGAGGGGUAUACCUGUUCUACUAUGUGCUCAUUGAGAAAUCUAUCGUCUGGUCAGACUUCUGCCUGCAGAGUGAAGACUGGGAAUUACUGCAAAUAGGACUGGUGGUGUUUUUCUUACAGGCUUUCUGCUCAGCAGCCUGCCACUGGUUUGGUGUGGUGGCCUGUAAGAUUCAUGCAGUCAGGAUGAGUUUUGCUCUGCCACUGUGUUGCACAGGACCUGCAGUGCUACUGCUGGGACUUAUACUUUUCCUUACCCAGGUAGAAAAAUUGGUCGGUGCACAGACUGGGAGCAUCACAGAGUUUUGUGAAAGCCUGGCUUACUUGAGCACUAAGAACACAACCCCUGUGGUUUUACUGGAACUCACAAGGAGCAUUUGUCGAACUUCACUCAACAGCUACUAUAUGCAAUGGCCUUUUGCAAUGCUGGCACUGGAAGGUGUAUGUAUGUGGUCAGGUUUCGUCACAUGCACCUACUAUGUAUGGAAGAUCAAGGUCCAGCGUAUAGAGAGAACAUCUCAGCUCUUUGUUCGUCGACUGUAUGAAUCUGCUUUCAUUGACCUGUCACUGCUACUCAACACCAAGAUGAAGGUGGCACGAGCCAGAAACCAAGAAAGCAAUGAUGACAUACAGAGCUGUGUGAUCUAUCUUUGUGCCACCAUGUGGCAUGAAACCUACGAUGAAAUGCUGAAAAUUCUCACCUCCAUGUUCAGGUUGGACCGCUACCGAGGUGAUCCAAAAGAGGACCAUAAGGACUGUUUUGACUUUGAGUGUCACAUUUAUGUGGACGAUGCCUUCAUGACUGAAAAGGAGACAGGAAAGAGGCUGGUUAACUCUUAUGUUGAAGACUUGGUCCAUGUUGUCAUAGAGGUUUACAGGGUGUUUACCAACAAAGAACCAGAUGACGUGUCAAUCAUUCAAACUCCCUAUGGCGGCAGACUGAUGUUUGUUAUGCCAGAAGGCAACAUGCUCUAUGUUCACCUAAAAGACAAAACUCUCAUCAGGAACAAGAAGAGAUGGUCCCAGAUUAUGUAUUUGUACUAUCUACUCGGCUGGAAGGGCUACAUCGUCAAGAACCCUCAGAAGAUCCCACACCACCAUAAUCCACGCAAAGACAGUAUGAUCUCUAUGUACGGAGAGAUUUUCCUGGUGCCUCAGCAUGAAAAUGACCACAAGAGAAGAUUCAUCUCAGAUGACAACACUUACAUCCUGGCUCUCGAUGGAGACACAGACUUCCAACCUAAAGCAGUGAUUCUGCUUGUAGACAGGUUGAGGAUGUAUGACAACGUUGGUGCAGCCUGUGGUAGAAUCCAUCCUACUGGUAUGGGUCCCAUGGUGUGGUAUCAGAAGUUUGAGUAUGCAGUAGGUCACUGGCUACAGAAGACAGCAGAGCAUGUGUUUGGCUCGGUGCUGUGCAGUCCAGGAUGUUUCAGUCUGUUUAGAGGAUCAGCCUUAAUGGAUGACAAUGUACUGAAGAGAUACACAACAACUGCAACCAGAGCUUCAGAAUACGUCCAGUAUGACCAAGGGGAGGAUCGUUGGCUGUGUACUUUGUUACUGCAACAAGGAUGGCGUGUCGAAUACAAUGCUGCAUCAGAUGCUUACACCAACUCACCACAAGAGUUUCAAGAGUUUUAUAACCAGAGGAGACGAUGGGGACCAUCUACACUGGCUAAUACACUGGACCUUCUGCACAGUGGUGCAGAAACAGUGAAGAGAAACUCGUCCAUCUCCAAGCUUUACAUCUUCUACCAGAUGUUCACUGUUAGCUCCUCUAUCCUCGGUCCAGCCUCUGUGACUCUUAUGAUAGCAGGUGCUUUCCAGUUUGUCUUCAAAAUCAGUGGUACACUUUCCAUCAUCAUCGCAAGCAUUCCUCCUGUGUUCUACAUCAUCGUCUGUUUUAUAGCCAAGCCUAAUACCCAAAUAACCAUUGCUGGCAUUAUGAGUGUCCUGUACGCAUUCCUCAUGACUGCAUCCUUCUUUUCUAUCAUCGGUGACAUGGUGAUUCAGGGCACCUUCCUGACCCCCACUGGCUUGUUUUUGGUUUCUAUGACAAUCAUGUACGCAGUGACUGCUAUACUACACCCGGAGGAGUGCGGGAUGAUUAUCUAUGGUCUGAUGUAUUUCAUCUGUAUCCCCAGUGGAUACCUCCUACUGACCAUCUACUCACUGGUUAACAUGCACAUUGUGUCCUGGGGCACAAGGGAAUCCAAGGGACAAGAAGAAGUGAAGAAGAACCAUAAUCUUCUGUGUGACAAAACCUGUAGACUCUGCUGCUGGGACAUGAAGUGUCAGGUAACACAAGAAACAGAGAAUCUGAUGAUUCGACAGAUCACAGGCCAGAAUGCACAGCAAGCCCCUCCUCUUCAAAUCACCCAACCAGACUCGGUAACUCAACAGACAGCUGUAAAUGUGGAGCCUCAAGUCAUUGUUGACACAACCAAAACAGUUACAGAAGCUACGAAUCCUCCAAGUAACAACCUGAAAGAGAAGUUGGCAAAAGGCAAUGAUGCUGGCUCCUAUAGCAGUGAUGACAGUACCAAGAAAAAGAGCAUAUCACCGAGUUUAUCCGACGAAGAUGAUAUUGAGGAGGAUGAUGACAGCAUGAUUGCUGACCAAGAAGAGGACUUUCCUGUCAGCGACUGGGUUGUGCCGGUGAAAGAAGAGUUUUUGAAGAAGCUGACUUAUGCCAACAUGAAGAGAAAUCUACAAGAACAAAUAAGAUACGUACUCCGUAACAAAGAUGAGGAUGAUUUGUGUGAGGAACUGGUCAUGAUGUUGACGGACACUCUUCAUGACGAGCUAAGUGGAGUGGGGCCUGAGGAUGUUCUGUCACAAAGCCAGCUGGAGGAGUUACAAUCUACACUGGAAGAGCGGGCUCGGCGAACCCUUAUAUCCAGUCAAAUGGAGAAAUUAGAGAAGAGAAUAAGGGUAGCCAUCAAGAAAACACUCACUGCCCCGCAAGUGCAAAAACUUGAUGAGGGUGAGCAUGACUUCUGGAUCAAGUUACUCGAUCGCUACCUGAAGCCUAUUGUUGACACAAAAGCACAUCUGGAGGAAGUCACCAGAGAACUCAAGUCACUACGCAACAAGGCAGUCUUCCUGUAUUUCAUCAUCAACGUGCUGUGGGUGGUAGCUACCUUCUUUCUGCAGGCUAUUGGAAAUGAUGUCAUCAGCAUCAAGAUCCCUAAAUACUAUGCAAACGGAACUGCAUCUGGAGAAUUCCUCAUGGUGGAGCCUCUCAGUUUGAUGUUCCUGCUGUCUUUUGCUAUUCUUCUCAUUAUCCAGUUCCUGGCCAUGUUAUAUCACAGAGUCUACACUCUGAUCCAUGUGGUGUCCUUCCGCGGCACAGAGAAAAACUAUAGACCAAAAGAGGAUACGGCGGAUUAUGAAGACUUGACUUUGGAGAACCCCAGCGCCACUGGACUUUACAUUACAAGUGAUGAUCUGUAGUCCACAACAACCGACUGUAACAACCAGCACACAUUGGCUUCGCCGGUGGCAUCCGACCAGCAGAUCUCUUUCCAUUUAAGGGCUGCCAAUCAAAUACUUUUUUUCCAGAUUUCACAAUGCACUAAAUUCAUUUGAUGAUUAAACAGCAUAGAUAGUCUGUCAAACAGUCUUCAUAGAUAGGCCAUGCAUUCAUCUUGGCUAUCAGGAAAUCAUCUCGUCUUCAGCUCUUCUGCAGCAGCUGCAACACAUCCAAUGAAUUUUGUUUUGCAAUUUAAAAUGAAUAUUUGUUGAAAUGUAAGCUCCGGUUUUUACACAAUGGGAUCUCAGGUAGGAGUGUUCCUAAUUAUCAUGUGUUUUAUUUGAAUGCAUUUCCUUUAAGACUAGUAUUUAUUCUAUGUUUAGUGUGGUUUAAUGCAUCGGGUCCACAGACUUGUUGAAUAUUAUUAUCCUAAAUCAGUGUAAUUUUGUGAUUAUUAAUUUUUGUUCUUACAUGCAUAUAUCAAAAUCUUUUUUAAUGAAUCACAAUCAUGAGCUAGAUGGAGAUGGAAGCAAAUCAUUUUCACUUGUCCAAGAAAAGUUUGUCUGAGCUCAGGUUAAAAAUCAAAUGUGCUGCUCCCAAGAAGCCAGUCCUUUAAAUAUUUUCAAAUGCAAUACUGGCACAAGAAAUACUGUAAGAAAUACUCCACUUUUUUUGUUAACUUCAUAAAUUUUAUACUCUUAAUAGUUUGGUAAAAAAUUACAGUUUUCUUUUUAAUAUUAUGUCAAGACUGUAUCAAUGUACUUAUGUAUAUGAUUCGUAACAAUGCACUUUACGAAGGGAUGGAAUGUUCUUGCAAAGAUUCAAAUAAACUCCCUAAAGAAACUACUGAAUUGAUUUAAAUAAAUGUGUGGACAAUCCUCUUGUAUCACAAAAUAAACAUAUAAUUACAUAAAUAAAUAAUCAUAAUCAGCAACUGAUAUUCAUCUCAUUUAAUGAACGAGUAAAAAAGUAAUGUUUCUUUGUCUUUUGACUGGACACAAGAUUUUUCUUCUGUUUUUUAUAAAUGUUAAGACUGACACAAAUGUGUUUAUUCAACUCUGUGGUCAAAUGGUGGUUGGCCAAAACACUGUCAGAUCAGGGAACAGACUACAGUUUAUAGUUUCUCCUCAGUCUGGUGUACUCUCCUGGCAGUCUCAACUUCACACCACUAAAUUGUUGGUGAUCCAUUCAUGCACGAAUGACUAUCUUCUUGAAGGCCAGCCUAAGUUUAAAGGAUCAGCCACAUAAAAGCAGGUUCCAUUUAAAGUUAUACUUGAAAGCACAUUUGCUUGUAUGAAUGCUUAUUUCACACCCCUUUAAAAACAACAAACACAACCUGAGUUGACCUUUUUUUAAUAAGAAGUCAUUUCAUUCAAAUGAAUGCAAGCAGUCGACACAGUUAUUAAAUAGAGGCGAUUGCAAAGCAAUCAUCCAAUAUAUUUUUGGGGAGACAGAUUUCAGCUGAGGGUAAGGCAGCAAUCUCAAACUGCGCACAACUGUAAAGGUUAACAUCCAUUUCAUCACUGUUCUCUGGGUGCAGAGCAGAAAUAUGGUGAAUACCACACCACAGUGUCUGCAGUACAGUGCACCUUGUUGUUUUCUAGUGUUACAAGUAGCAUGUUUACAAGUUGUUAAGUCAGAAUGAGGUGCCUUGUAUUGAGACAAAGACUCAAGACUGAUUGUUGCCACUGUUCCCCAAACACCUAGUACAAAAAAGAGUAAC